AGAAGAAAGAAAAACAGGAAAAGUGUAAAAAAAAUUAAACAAAAUAUAGUGUGUUUUAAAUAAAAAAAAAUUAAAAUUGUUUAUUAUUGUUAACAAAAACAUAAAACAACAAGAAAACUUUGAAUUUAUUUAGUGAACUAAAGUGUUUGUAUCAUUAUUAAUAUUCAUUAACAAAAUGGCCUCCACUGACUGUUUGCAACUCAACAAAACCAGCAUGUUUGCCAAAAUACGUGCUGGUCUGCCCAUGGAACGUUUGCAAACACAAAAUCUAUUGGAAUGUAAGGAUGAUUUAUUAUAUUGUUGGGAUUCUCAAGAGAAUUCUUUACUAGUUCUGAAUUGGCGUGCUGCUGUGGCUAAAGGUUUUGAGGAGGUUAAAUAUCAGACUCUAAUACCCUCCAUACCCUUAAGUUUUGAAGUUGAACGUGUGCUGACAUCCAAUGAAGGUUCAUUGAUUGCCCUGGCAGGACCCCGGGGAGUAUGUGUAUUGGAAUUGCCUAGACGCUGGGGUGCCAAUGGGCAAUUUAUGGAGGGUAAAGCUAAAAUUACUUGUCGAGCCUCCAAUUUAGAUGGUCAUUUCUUUACAAAUAAUCCACAUUUAGAAUUAAGACAACUGCGCUGGCAUCCAGCCUCACCCACAGAUUCACAUUUGCUGGUGUUGUUAAGCGACAAUACUAUAAGGGUUUAUGAUAAUGCCUCCUUACGCCAUGUUUGGCAAGUGGGUCCUAUACCUUUAAAAACCGAUGGUAAUCCCAACUCCUCAACGGUUUAUGCAUUAGGUGAGGCUGCCGUAGAUUUUGAUAUUGCACCUGCUGUUAAUGUGGCCGAAAUGCAAACAACAAACAUGAAUAACACUUUAAGUAGCAAUGCCUCCACUAUAAGGGAACAAAAAAGUCUAAUGAAUAGCACACGUUUAAGUCAGGUUAGCAAUAGAACGGUGACAACUACAGCUACUAGCAAUGAGACUAUUAAGAAUCCUUCUGCUAAAGCUGAAAAAAUUGAAUGGCCUAUUGUUAUAUUGCGUGAAAAUGGCAAUAUUUAUGUGCUAAUGUCGGGUUUGGAUACAGACAGACCUCGUUUACAGGGUCCUUUAACUAUUACUCCCUCAACUGUAGAUAAUUAUGGUUUAGAUUCUUGUUCCAUAUUAGUUAUACCUUCAUUGCCUCCCACUUUAGUUAUAGCAGAAACUAAUGGCAAAUUACAUCAUGCUUUAUUUAUGGAGGCAGAAAAUGCUGAAGAUUCCUUUAAUGAAGUCGAUGAAAAUUUGAUUAUACAUCCCUCCGAAUGGACGGUACAUGUUUUAGAGACUGUCGAAUUGGAAUUGGGUUUACCCAAGGAGGAAUUACAUCAACCCUACUAUUGUCCCAUUCAUUUGAAAAGAGACUUCAUCAAUGAGUUGCGUUACUUUGCUUAUCACAAUACUGGUCUGCAUGUCAUUACCGUCAAUUUUAUUGCAGAAUUACAAAGAUAUUUAGAAAAUGAAGUCAAUUCCGAUAUCAAUACUCUGUCUACUCCCUCCCAUGCUGAGUACAUUGUGUGCACCAAGAUCGAUACCAGUGAGAAUAUAAAUGCUGUCUUAGGAUUUGUUCUCAUGCAAAUGCCCUCCUGUGCUGUACUUCUCCUAAGCAGUGGUCAAGUUAUUAGCUUAAAACUAGUCAUAGAUCCCAAAUUAUUAACUGACCCCUUAAUAAACGUCAAAGAUGAGACGGCACUCAAUAAGAAUGAUGAUUUACAACAAACCCAAUUAAAUCAAAUAUUGGGUCCUUCUUUUGUAGAUCAUGUUAAGAACAUAUUAAAACGUACGGUAACACAACCCAUUUUAUCGCUAGAUAAAUCGGCUAAUCCUUCUCCCCAAGAGUGUUAUGAGUUAAUGACACAAGCUGUGGAGGUUUUGAGAACACAAUAUUUGAAACGUCAUGAAUUGGUAAGAGCAGAAUUUGCACGACGUAUACAUACCAUAAAAUUGUGUAAGGAACAGCAGAAACAGGAUAUAGAAGAUUUGGAACGGGAGCGUGAAAUUAUUAGGGAUAAAGCUCAUAAGUUGGCGGAAAGAUUUGAGGAGAUCAGUGAUCAACAGGAGGUAUUGACAAAGCGUUGCCAAGAUCUUAUGCGCCAGGCCAACACCUGUUUGCCUAGCAAUACUUUGGCUGAAAAAGAAUUUGCCCAGGAAGUGGAGAGAGUUAAUAAAUUAACCAAAAAUAUGGUCAACUCUUUGCAGAAAUCCAAAGAAGCUAUUAAUAAACAGCUAUAUCAUAUUUCCAAGUAUCAGGAGAAUUCUAAAAAGAAAACCUUUGAAUUGCCUGAAACACAGGAGCGCACCAUUAAGGAAAUUAUAUUGCAAAUGACCGCCGAAAUUGAUGGUCAAAUAAAGGAAGUAAAACGUAUUAAUAAAAUAGUGGGUAUUUAAAUAAAAAUAAACUCUACAAUGAUUUACUUUUACAAAAAUUUACUUUCUUUUUUUAUUCUUUUGCUUAAAAUUAAUAAAAAAAUAAUAAUAAUAAUAAUAAUAAUAAUAAAAAAUAUUACAAAUCUAUAAGUAUGUUUUACAUUACAAUUACAUUAUUAUUAGUACGUUUUCUUUUCCUCUUCUUUUUCGCCUUCUUACGCAGUGUAUUAUAUUUUUUAAUAUUUUUAACAAUAAACGACUUAAUAUCAUGACCAUCGUAUUUAUGCCACGACAAUGUUAUUAGUAUUAAAGAAUUAACAUAGAAAAAUAAACGUAAAUAUAAAUUUUCAUUAUUGACUUUAUCAUCGUUGCUCCAAAAAUGUUCACGGAAAUUUUCGUAGACAGCAUUCAUGCAUAAAUAUGUUAAGAUGGCUAAACAGCGUUGGAAAUCCUGCCAAGAGCCACGGGCUAACAUUAAUAUAAUAGCCUCGUGGGCAUAAUCGGCAAGUCAAUGAUCAAUUAAGGGACCCCAAAACAUUUUGGAAAUUUUUGUUUCAUCUUCAGUCAAAAAGAAUUGACGGCCCAAGUGUACAAACUCUUUGAGUGACACCUGGCCGUCACCGUUAAUAUCUAUCACAGCAAAUGAAAUGGCGGCAUCUUCGUCGGAGAGGCCCAAGCAACGGAAGAAUAGCUUAUAUUGAUCUAAAUCUAAAUGGCCGGUAUGGUCAUAAUCAACAGCCUGCAGGUUAACAAAAAAAAAGAAAUUUAAAAUUUGUUUCCUUGUUUAAGUAAUUCUAAAACUUACCUUGAACAAAUAGGGCAAGAAUCUUCCCACUCUUUUGAACAUUUUCUCAUCAUUUAAACGAUGAUGUAGAUCGGUUAAAAAUUGUUCAGCUGUUACUAGAUUAUAGGGUGUUAUUUCACCAAAUUGCUCUUCCCAGGUUUGUUUCAUAACAUCCAAGAAUUCGGCAGAUAAUUCUGGUGUCAAAUGUCCCAAAUC
This is a messenger RNA of Lucilia cuprina (Australian sheep blowfly), 3383 nucleotides long. It is a transcript of the gene mbo, whose product is annotated as nuclear pore complex protein Nup88. The transcript is spliced from 12 exons. The record is from RefSeq and is a predicted model, not a curated record. Bases 176 to 2404 code for a protein of 742 amino acids. Gene Ontology annotation, molecular function: structural constituent of nuclear pore. Gene Ontology annotation, cellular component: nuclear pore. Lineage: Eukaryota; Metazoa; Arthropoda; Insecta; Diptera; Calliphoridae. Gene Ontology annotation, biological process: ribosomal large subunit export from nucleus; mRNA export from nucleus; protein import into nucleus.